GUUGUUGGAUGGAUGCGGCGCAUGAGGUCUGGUGAACCCUGAGAUGCACCCUUCGAAAGCUCUAAACGUAUUGAGCUUUAGCUUGCCUAUCGCCGAAUGCACCCAAAGAGAGAAACCGCCGUAGCAUUCAGAGACCCAACUUUGAACUUUGAGUUGAAUUUCCUGACGGUACUUGAAUUUUGCCAAGAACGUCACAAGGGGAACUCGCGAUAAAAGAGACGUCAAAUCCUACACACACCCGUCUACUCAAUAAUGGCAAUGAACUAGGUGAAAAUGCUCAUCACGGACGGCCAGUCUCGCUCAAUGAUUACCAUCACCUGUUCGGUGAACUCAACGUGCAGUUGAAUCUACUGAUCUUUGGACAUUUCAAAGGAGCCGGUGCUCCACGACAUCGGUGGAACUUCGAGGGGUUUCAACAACAGUGACCUGGAAAUGUUCUGAUGUUUACGGGGAGCUAUCUCUCAGGCUUACUUAUCCGUCACAUCGUGUCCCACCCUCGAGUUAUCCGCAUCUGUAUCACGGUCUGCUGUGAUGCUGUCAGAUGACGUCUGGUGAAUCAUAUCAUAGGACACUGCGAAGACUGAGCUCCUGCUUGAAUCGUUUCUCAGAACCUGCAAGUCUAGUCGCCUUCAGCCUUGUCGUAAUUUGGGAUGUCGUCCAACGAUGCUCUCAAACCGCUGUUCGACGGAAUACGUUUAGUACAAGCAGCCAACUAUGUUUCAAUCGCCGUUCUCGUGGUUUUGGUCUAUGACUACAUCAUAACGCUCUCUGAAGAGAUUGACUAUGUCUGGGGAGCACGCCGAAGUCUCGUGAAGGUCCUUUACUACUUUGCUCGAUACUGGGGAUUGGCCCAUGUCAUAUUCACUACCACCGUUGGCGUUGUGAUUGACCCGCCUUUGAAGGCGCUAUUAUGGAUCAAUAUUAUGGGUGGCCCCGUCAUUUUUAUAGUCACGAUUAAUCUUAUUUUCAUUCUUCGGAUAUAUGCAUUGUAUGGACAGAACAAAAAAAUGCUUGUCUCAUUGCUUUGCCUGCUUUUCGUCGAAUUUGGGCUCGAAAUAUACACAUCCGUCACUGAAGUCCUCUUGGAGAACAUAUCGAGCCCUCCUUUUGGCCUGGCGUGGUCAGGGUGUGUCCUCGAUUCGGCACCUUAUAUUGUAGUGAUGCCACUCGUCUGGUCCGUCAACAUGCUAGUCUCCUUCACAUUUUUCGCAUUAAUGAUGUACAAAUUUCUGCAGAUGACCCGCGUCGACUGCUCACAUGAAGCAAGUGUAUCGACCAGGAAUCGGUCCCUCCUCUUCCAGUUUGUUCAAGAUGGGACGCUCUUCUUCCUUAUAAUUUUCUUCGUAAUCUUAACGGUGGCCCUUUUCGUGAAUAUCCAGAGCUGGAAGGAUAAAUCCGGUAUCCUGUCGCCUUUACUUCCACCUGUGUACUCGAUUUGCGGUUCCCGUCUUAUCUUGAACCUUCGCUCAGCCGCUGAUCCAGACAACAUGACUCUGAUCACUAUAGCUGAAAGUCAAGUCUCUUCAUUGCGAGUUGCGGACCAGGCUCUCGUAAGAAGGGGCACUGAAAUUGAACUUUCCGAAAUGGGGUACGAUCGCCACGAAUUUGCAGAUUAGCAAAGCAUCAUAGCUUGAAAGAAUACUUAUGCGACCUUUUAGUAACAGACAUGGCGAUGCGAUAGGUUCUGGCUUGACAUGUAUUAUGUAUGUACAUUAUGAGAAGAUCCAUACGGACAUAACUAUCAAUGUGUUAUUGAUCGGACAUGAGAAUAAAAUGGAAAGUAGUGG
This is a messenger RNA of Somion occarium, 1787 nucleotides long. The record is from the annotation of a GenBank genome assembly. NCBI's taxonomy places the organism in Eukaryota, Fungi, Basidiomycota, Agaricomycetes, Polyporales, Cerrenaceae.